Messenger RNA from Kwoniella shivajii, 1701 nucleotides. RefSeq lists its product as uncharacterized. Gene Ontology annotation, biological process: regulation of DNA-templated transcription. The transcript has 2 exons. Lineage: Eukaryota; Fungi; Basidiomycota; Tremellomycetes; Tremellales; Cryptococcaceae. Bases 1 to 1701 code for a protein of 566 amino acids. Gene Ontology annotation, molecular function: zinc ion binding; sequence-specific DNA binding. The record is from RefSeq and is a predicted model, not a curated record.
AUGACCAAUAACGAUUCUUCUCAUUCACGAUCUAAUUCACAAUCCCAAUCUCAGUUACAUCUUAAUGACUCCCCAAGUUCUGACCCCAGUCCUCACUUGUUAGUUUCACCCAUUUCACCACCCCUAAUUGCUUUGGCAGCUUCUCCCGUUGUCCACCCACAAUUAAGAAUACAACCCCAUGGCCAACCGCAAACCCCACCUUCGGAAAGUCGAACAACUUCCACUUCCAAUUCACAUGCCACCCCCAAGAAAGCGAAAAAGCCCAAAACCAAGAAGACUUCUAUCGUCAAUCAAGGAAGUAGAUUCCCAGCAUAUACUCCCAACGGUGAAAGACAAUGUACAAAUUGCUCCGAGAUUGAUACACCUCAAUGGAGAGGUACUCUAUGUAAUGCAUGUGCAUUGUGGAAAAGGUCAAGAGGUACAGAUAGACCUCUACCCCUUUUAUUCCCUGUAAGGAGGAAAAGCCCAUCACCUGAGCCAGAGGAUGAGAAGAAUGAGGAGCUGGACGGGGAUGAAGGUGCAGAUGAAAUUAAGGAAGAAGAUGGAGAGAGGGUCCAAGAAGCAGGAAGAGGAGAAAAAAUCGGUGAAAAAGAUCUGAGAAAUAAUAGUUCUCUGAUCAUUGGAAAAAGAAAAUUCUGGAUCGAUAGACCAUCUUCCACCGCUCCAGAAACCGAAUCACACGGGUUUCUAGACCGUGGUAGGCUCGGCCUUCAAUUGGAAACACUAGAAGGACUUGCGAGAAGGCCAGGAAUAGGGAUAGGAACCAGAGGUAGUCACAUGAGAACUGUAUCUCAUCAAUCUCAUAUACGACCUAAUUCAAUAUCCAUUCCAUCACUUUCAAUUCCAGCAAAUGCGCCACCCACAGGUCGAAUAAAUGGAAUUCAUUCGACUCCUGUAUCUCCAACGAAUCCUAUAAUUCCCACAGGUGGUCCUGACACAUCUCAACUCGAUGUCGAUGUUGAUGCUCGAAAUGACAUUAUCAACGGCAAUGCGCAGGGGAGUGAUCAUCACGCUACAGCAUUACAAAACAGGAUAGCAGCUCUGAUGUCACAAGUCCAUGAUCACGAUAAACGAAAAAGGAGGAAUUCAAUGCCCAAUACCGGUACCUAUCAUUACUGUGAAGGAUCAAGUGAAGACGGACAUGUAGAUCCAGCAUCAGGAUCGGGAUCAGAGGCGAAAGGAAGAGGAAAAGGUAAAGGCAAAUCACCUUAUUUACCUUAUUCCUUAGAUAAACGAAAAUCACGAUCAAAGCCAAAAUCGAAAUCAAACCUGGGCAAAUCGGCUUAUCAAGUGUCUCCUAUUUCACCUCAAGUUCCCAAUCAGAGUCAAAACGCAAACCGAAAUCAGAUCCCAUUCCAGUCAGCCUCACUUUCCAGGUCAAUGCCGUAUGACAACGACGUCGAAGAAGAGAUAAGACCUGAUGAUGACGCCAAUCAUGUCGGUGAAAUGGAUAUGAAAUUGGACAAAGGCGAAUUUAUGAAGGGCGCGGAAUGGUUGUUCGAUAUUCUCCAAUCAACUUCAAAACUCUUACGACAUUCUCAUUUUGAAGGAGAGGGUACCACUCAAAAAGAUGAUGCCCAUGACCCUCAAAGGACGUUGGAUCAAGGUGGUCUGGAUAUACUUGGCAAAGUAGCUGAAGAAGCCAGGAGGGAGAUUCUGGAUGGAGCAAGUCAAAAGGUCAAGCACGAAAAUUUUAUGUGA